AUGUUGUUAACUCCUGAUUGUAUGGUAUUGAUCCUCACGGAGGAAUCAGAAUUAAGGCUACAGUGCUGCCAUGGCAGCACUCGCUAUGAGCCUUUUGCUUCCCCCGUGAAAUUUUACCCUACUUACAAGCCUCUGAAAAAUCUGUUCGCAUAUGGUCUUUCAGCAGCCAAGUUGCUGACUGAGUCAGGCCUGAGUGUUGUGGUGUUGGAAGCCCGUGACAGGGUUGGAGGAAGAACUUUCACUGCAAGGAAUAAGCAAGUCCAGUAUGUGGACCUUGGAGGAGCAUACGUGGGGCCGACACAAAAUCGCAUCCUGCGGUUGUCUAAAGAGCUAGGAAUAGAGACAUAUAAAGUGAAUGAAGUAGAACAUCUUAUUCACCAUGUCAAGGGUAAAAGUUAUCCUUUUAAGGGUGCAUUUCCUACCAUGUGGAAUCCUUUUGUCAUCUUAGAUUUCAACAAUCUGUGGAGGACAAUGGAUGAAAUGGGAAAGGAGAUUCCUAAUGAAGCCCCUUGGAAGGCUCCACAUGCAGAAGAAUGGGACAAAAUGUCUAUGCAAGAUUUCAUAGACAAAGUUUGUUGGACAAAUGCUAGCAAGAGGUUUGCAACGCUGUUUGUGAAUGUGGAUGUCACCUCUGAGCCUCAUGAGGUCUCUGCUCUCUGGUUCCUGUGGUAUGUGAAGCAGUGCGGCGGGACAGGCAGGAUAUUCUCCACAACGAAUGGUGGACAGGAGAGGAAAUUUGUUGGAGGCUCUGGUCAAAUUAGUGAGAAGUUAAUGGAACGCCUGGGAGACCGAGUGAAGCUAGAAAAACCUGUAGUCCGCAUUGAUCAGACAAGUGAAAAUGUAAUAGUGGAGACCUUAGACCAUGAAUUAUAUGAGGCCAAGUAUGUUAUUAGUGCCAUUCCCCCAGUUCUUGAUUUGAAGAUUCAUUUCAACCCACCAUUACCACCAAUGAGAAACCAACUGAUUAGCCGGGUUCCCAUGGGCUCAGUCAUCAAGUGCAUGGUAUACUACAAAGAACCUUUCUGGAAGAAAAAGGAUUAUUGUGGUACCAUGCUCAUUGAAGAUGAGGAAGCUGCGAUUGGAAUGACUCUUGAUGAUUGCAAACCCAAUUGCAAUGUGCCUGCUAUAAUGGGUUUUAUUCUUGCUCGGAAGUGUAGAAGACUGACACAUCUCACAAAAGAAGAAAGGAAGAAGAAGAUCUGUGAACUCUAUGCAAAGGUUUUGGGAUCAGCGGAAGCCUUACAUCCGGUGCAUUAUGAAGAGAAGAACUGGUGUGAGGAGCAGUAUUCUGGCGGGUGCUACACAGCAUACUUCCCACCAGGGAUAAUGACUCAGUUUGGAAGGAUCAUUCGCCAGCCAGUUGGCAGGAUCUACUUUGCUGGCACAGAGACAGCUACAGAAUGGAGCGGGUACAUGGAGGGCGCUGUACAGGCUGGAGAGAGAGCAGCUAGAGAGAUACUAUGUUCUAUGAGGAAAAUCUCAGAAGGUGAAAUUUGGAAGUCAGAACCAGAAUCAGCUGAUGUCCCAGCCUUGCCAAUCACUACUACAUUUUGGGAGAGAAACUUGCCAUCUAUACCAGGACUGCUAAUGCUGGUUGGAUUUUCCACUUUCUUCACUUCAAUGGCUGUUGUUGGUCUAUUUGCCUACAAAAAGGGGCUGCUAGUUAGAAACUGAGAAGGAUGUUAGCACAAAUCUGCACACUUGCCAUGUACUUUUUCCAAAGGUGGUUUUUGUUUUGUUUUGUUUUGUUUUGUUUUGUUUUGGUGUGUACUUAUCUGUCUCCAAAGCAGAUCAGAACAGGUAAGGGUAGUGUGUGUGUGGGAGGUGGGGGGGAGAAGUAGAGAUGCAACUUCAGAGUGGGGAUGAAUGAAAGGGGUCAAAUAAAGUAAGAACCACCUGAACAUUGACCUAUUUUUUAGCAUCAUCAUCUGAGGUUCUGAGGUAUUCUGUUCUGUGUUACUUCACUUUGAACUUCUGUCCAGGUCUGUAAAUGAAAAUGCCCCUCCCCCCCC
Messenger RNA from Pelodiscus sinensis (Chinese soft-shelled turtle), 2012 nucleotides. Lineage: Eukaryota; Metazoa; Chordata; Testudines; Trionychidae. The record is from RefSeq and is a predicted model, not a curated record.